Molecule: messenger RNA, 4444 nt
Organism: Numida meleagris (helmeted guineafowl)
Lineage: Eukaryota; Metazoa; Chordata; Aves; Galliformes; Numididae
Gene: RAD50
Product: RAD50 double strand break repair protein
Exons: 26
Coding region: 230-4168 (1312 amino acids)
Biological process (GO): chromosome organization involved in meiotic cell cycle; telomere maintenance via telomerase; telomere maintenance via recombination
Cellular component (GO): Mre11 complex; condensed nuclear chromosome; nucleus
Molecular function (GO): ATP hydrolysis activity; G-quadruplex DNA binding; single-stranded telomeric DNA binding
Source: RefSeq, a predicted model, not a curated record
GGAAGGGCCGCCCCCGCCGCGCGGUGCCGUGCGGCCGUCGCCUCUCCCUGGAAAAUGUCCACCCCCGCCGCGGGGCGGGGAAGUCCCGCUGCCCAGCGCUGCCCGCCGCGGGGUUUCUGCAGGAAAUGCCCCUUCUCGGCCGGGUCUCCCCUGAGCGUGCCGUGGAACGCACGGCGCGGGUUUGUGACGUUUGCGUUUCUGACUUUGGAAGAGAGGAAGUUCUGCAGAAAUGGCAAGAAUUGAGAAAAUGAGCAUCCUCGGAGUGAGGAGUUUUGGUGUAGAGGACAAAGACAAACAAAUUAUCACCUUCUUUAAUCCCCUGACUAUUUUGGUGGGACCAAAUGGUGCAGGAAAAACGACCAUCAUUGAGUGCCUUAAAUACAUAUCCACUGGAGAUUUCCCUCCUGGUACCAAAGGAAAUUCAUUUGUUCAUGAUCCAAAGGUUGCCAAUGAAACAGAUGUUAGAGCUCAGAUUCGAUUACAGUUUCGAGAUGUUAAUGGAGAGCUCCUAGCUGUCCAACGAUCCAUGGUUUGUACCCAGAAAAGCAAGAAAACAGAAUUUAAAACACUUGAAGGAGUCAUUACUAGAACAAAGCAUGGCGAUAAGGUCAGUCUCAGUUCCAAGUGUGCAGAAAUUGAUCGAAUGAUGAUCAGUGCCCUCGGUGUCUCCAAAUCGGUGCUUAACAAUGUCAUUUUCUGCCACCAAGAGGAAUCCAACUGGCCAUUAAGCGAAGGGAAGGCCCUGAAACAAAAAUUUGAUGAGAUCUUCUCAGCAACAAGGUAUAUUAAAGCAUUGGAAACUCUCCGUCAAGUACGGCUGAAACAAGGCUUGAAAGUAAAGGAGUGUCAGACAGAACUGAAGUACCUAAAACAGAACAAAGAAAAAGCACAGGAAAUCCAGGACAAUCUUGCCAACAGAGAAGCUCAGCUGUCUGCUUCUAAGGAGAAUAUAAAAUCUAUUGAGAGUCAGCUUGAUCCGUUAAAGUGUUCUCUGGAAGCGGUUGAGAAGAAUCUCAUGAAAGUGAUGUUGCUAGAUAAUGAGGUGAAAGCCCUGGAGAGCAGGAGGAGGCAGAUGGAAAAGGAUAAUCAAGAUCUGCAACAGAAAAUGGAAAAGGUUUUUCAAGGAUCAGAUGAACAGCUCAGGGAUAGGUACCAGAACCACCAGAGGACAGUGAAGGAAAAGGAGAAGAGGUUAUCAGACUGUAAGCGGGAAUUAGAUAGAGCCUCUAAAGAAUGCCAGAGGUUUAACAGUGAGAAGUCAGAACUACUUAUUGAACGAGGUCGUCUACAGCUGCAAGCAGAUCGUCACCAAGAGCACAUCAAAGUGAGGGAUUCGUUAAUUCAGUCUCUGUCAGCUCAGCUGGAAUUAGAUGGUUUUGAGCAAGCACCUUUUAAUGACAGACAGAUUGCCGUUUUUCAUGAGUUAUUGAAAGAGAGACAGAAGAGUGAUAUGGAAGCUGCAAAUCAGUUAAUGAGAGAAUUCACACAGAAAGAAGCAAUGAAACAAAAACAGAUAGAUGAAAUAAGAGAUAAGAAAACGGGAUUAGAGAGAACCAUUGACCUGAAAUCAGACAUUCAAAGUAAGAGAGAGGCUGAACUGAAGAAUGUAAAGUAUGAACUGCGUCAGUUGGAGGGCUCUUCAGACAGAAUAGUGGAGUUGGAUCAGGAGAUCAUAAAGACAGAACAUGAACUGGAGAAAGCUGAGAGGAACAGCAAUGUAGAAGCUCUGGAACAGGAAGUGCAAACUCUGCAAAAUGAGAAAAUCAACCUGGACAAAGUUCUUCGGAGAUUGGAUCAAGAGAUGGAACAGCUGAAUCUACAUACCACAACUAUUACCCAAAUGGAGAUGCUGAAGAAAGACAAAGCAGACAAAGAGGAGCAGAUUAGAAAAGUAAAAUCAAGACAUUCUGAAGAACUGACAUUACUGCUGGGAUAUUUUCCAAAUAAAAAACAACUUGAAGACUGGCUUCAUGGUAAAAGCACAGAGAUUAAUGAGAAAAGGAAUAGACAUGCCCUGCUUAACAAACAACUGGCAUCAGCAGAACAACAGAAAAAUUACAUCAGUGCUGAACUAAGGAAAAAAGAAGAACAGUUGUCCAGCUAUGAAGCAAAACUUUUUGAUGUUUGUGGAAGCCAAGAUUUUGACAGUAACCUGAACAAACUGCAAGAUGAAAUUGAAAAAAGUUCAAAACAGCGAGCUGUGCUUGCUGGAGCCACUGCGGUUUAUUCACAGUUCAUUACACAACUGACAGAGGAGAAUGAGUCGUGUUGUCCUGUUUGCCAAAGAGUUUUUCAAACAGAGGCUGAACUGCAAGACGUGAUUAGUGAUCUGCAGUCAAAGUUGCGUCUUGCCCCAGACAAACUGAAAUCAACAGAGUCUGAGCUGAAAAGAAGAGAGAAAAAACGUGAUGAGAUGAUGGGUCUUAAACCAAUUAGGCAAACUGUAGUGGAACUCCAAGAAAGGGACAUACCGGACCUGAGGAACAGGCUGCAGACUGUAAACAGGGAUUUUGCACGCCUGAAGGGUGAGAUAGAAGAACAGGAAACCCUUCUGCAAACAGUUCUGUCUGAAAAGGAAGGUGCUAAUGCAUGUUUACAGGACAUCACUCUAAUGGAAAGGUACCAGACUGAUAUUAGGGAUGUUGAAAGAAAAAUUGCUCAGCAAGAGGCUAAGUUGCUAGGGGUCGAUUUAAGUAGAACUGUUCUGCAAGUAAGCCAAGAGAAACAAGAGAAAAAACACUUGUGGGAUACAGUUACUAGUAAAAUUGAGUUAAAUCAAAAAAUCAAGCAAGACCAGCAAAAUCAAAUUCAGGAGCUGAAGAGUGCAGUGAAUGAACUCAGAGCAGAGAAACUUCAGAUUUCCAGCAGCGUGCAGCGUCGUCAGCAACUGGAGGAACAAACGGUGGAAUUAACCACUGAGGUUCAGGCCUUGCACAGAGAGAUUAAGGAAGCAAAAGAACAGGUGUUUCCUUUGGAUGCAACUUUAGAAAAACUGCAGCAAGACAAAGAGGAUCUAAUUAAUAAAAGGACUGCAAGUAAUAAAGAAAUACAAGAGAAGAUGAAUGGCAUAAGAGAGAAGGUUAAAGAUAUAAAUAAGUACAUGAAAGAAAUUGAAAACUAUAUUCAACAAGGAAAAGAAGAAUAUAAGAAGCAAAAGGAGUGUGAACUUGAUGAAGUAAAUUCUCAGUUAAUUGCCUGCGAGAAACAGAAAGAAAAGAUCAGUAAAGAGAUGGAAAUUAUUCGACAGGAUAUUGACACUCAAAAAAUACAGGAGAGAUGGCUGGAGGAUAAUCUUACUUUGAGGAAGCGGAAUGAAGAGCUGAAAGAAGUUGAAGACAAUAUAAAACAACUUGUAAAGGAGAUGGGAGAAAUGAAAGUCCCCCAGCUGAAAAAUGAACAAAAACAUUUAGAGGAGAAAAUAGAAGCUCUGAAAAGAAACCAUCAUGUUGCGCUUGGCCGGCAGCGCGGAUUUGAGGAAGAGAUCGUUCGGUUUAAAAAGGAGCUUCGAGACUCCCAGUUCAAGGAUGCAGAGGAAAAGCACAGGGAGAAGAUGAUUGUUAUGAGAACAACAGAGCUGGUGAACAAAGAUUUGGACAUUUAUUACAAGGCCCUCGAUAAAGCAAUAAUGACAUUUCACAGCAUGAAGAUGCAAGAAAUCAACAAAAUAAUUCGCGACCUUUGGCGAAGUACCUACAGAGGACAAGAUAUUGAAUAUAUAGAAAUUCGUUCUGAUGCAGACGAGAACGUUUCAGCAUCUGAUAAAAGAAGAAGUUACAAUUACAGAGUAGUGAUGAUAAAAGGAGAUACAGCACUGGAUAUGCGAGGAAGAUGUAGUGCUGGGCAAAAGGUGCUUGCUUCUCUCAUCAUUCGUCUCGCUCUGGCAGAAACAUUCUGCCUUAAUUGUGGCAUACUGGCACUAGAUGAGCCUACUACCAAUCUUGAUCGAGAAAAUAUAGAAUCUCUUGCGCAUGCCCUCGUGGAGAUAAUAAAAAGCCGCUCCCGACAACGAAACUUUCAGCUUCUGGUGAUAACUCACGAUGAAGAUUUUGUGGAACUUCUGGGCCGUUCUGAAUACGUGGAAACCUUCUACAGGGUCAGGAAGAACAUUGAUCAGUGCUCGGAGAUCAUGAAGUGCAGCGUCAGCUCCCUUGGCUCAUACGUUCGUUAACAUUUUAAGUAAAUGUGUAUUAUAGAUUGGCUGAAUAGAGCUCAGGUGAUGGCAUCUGAAAAUACUGUGUCUUCACACCAUAUAGCAUCAUGAAAAUUUUAACUGGAAACUAUUACGCUUUUAAACUUUGUAUCUUUAUAGGUAUUUCCGCACCUGGAUUUAAGUGUCGCCAUUAUUUGGUAGCAUGUAAAUGAAUACACAGUAGCUAAUUUUUAGUUGUAUUUUAUGCUUUAAAGGUGAAAAUAAAGGAGUAGUGUUCUUUGUAUACAUCCUGGA